AUGUCCAUGUUCGGCGGCAUCGAAGGCGGCUAUGCCAGCUUCAACCGCUUCAUGCAGAAUGGCAUGGACACGCGCUUCCCCCGCCCCCCACGGGCCUACGACGAAUACUUCAAAGCGUACAGCAUGGCGAUGCUGCCCGGCAAAGAACGUCUCAAUGUCAGCUACGGAGGCAAGAUCAUCAUGCCGCCCUCCGCCCUUGCGCAUUUGACCAAUCUCGAGAUCGAGUCGCCAUGGUUCUUCGAGCUUCGCACCACGGGCGCAUCCGAGGUGCGACGCACGCACGCCGGUGUGCUCGAGUUCAUCGCUGAUGAGGGUAAUGUACACCUACCAGCUUGGAUGAUGCGCACACUUGGGCUGUCAGAGGGCGAUCCGAUCCGGUUGACGGGUGCGACGCUACCAAAGGGCAAGAUGGUCAAGAUCCAGCCUCAAACAGUCGACUUUUUGGAGAUCAGCGAUCCAAAGGCCGUGCUCGAGCAGGCCUUCCGCAACUUCUCCGCACUCACACCGGGCGACAUUGUCGAGAUCAGCUACAACUGUCUCACGUUUGAGAUUCUGAUCAUGGAGAUCACACCUAGUGCAGACGGCAUCUCGAUCAUCGAGACGGAUCUAGAGGUUGACUUUGCACCACCAAAAGGCUACGUGGAGCCCACACCACAACCGCGUCCUCCACCGCCGACCAUGGCAUCCAAGCUCAACAUCGACAAUGCACGUGUCGACUCGAUCCCACCCACACGCACAUCCACACCUGGCUCAAUGGCAGGCACAAGCGCAGCAGGUGGCUCAGGCGCCGCCACACCUGCCGGACCUUUCCGCGGCGCAGGUCAGACAUUGAGUGGCAAGAAGAGCAAGGGCAAGAAGGAGCGCCAGAUCGAGCAGCUCGAUCCAUUCAGCAUGGUCCGCCGUACAGACAUGCCGCGCAUCAUCACCAACGACACCCAACUCACAGAGAAGAAGAUCCCCGCUGCGCUCAAUCUGCCCUUCGGAAAGCUCUUCUUCGGCUACGAGGUCAUUCCUGUGGGAGGCAAGCAGGAUGAGGCGGCCAAGGAAAAGGUGACGGAGACAUUCGGUGGAUCAGGGACUACUUUGUCCGGUCGAGCGCCGCGUCCGAAGCCACAAGAGUCGCAAAACAGCAAGCCGGUGAACGAACAACCAACAGCAUUCACUUUGGGUGGAGGUCGCGUGCUAGGAGAGAGCUCGCGGAGCAGCCGAUAUGCUACGCCUUCAGGUGGCGACGACGCCCGCAGCCUCAACGACAGCAGGCGCGACGUCAUCGAGAUCGACUCCGAUUGA
Molecule: messenger RNA, 1290 nt
Organism: Kalmanozyma brasiliensis GHG001
Lineage: Eukaryota; Fungi; Basidiomycota; Ustilaginomycetes; Ustilaginales
Product: Ubiquitin fusion degradation protein UFD1
Exons: 1
Coding region: 1-1290 (429 amino acids)
Cellular component (GO): VCP-NPL4-UFD1 AAA ATPase complex
Molecular function (GO): polyubiquitin modification-dependent protein binding
Source: RefSeq, a predicted model, not a curated record